UGCCAAACGGCCGGCCAGGUAGGCGUAUCCUCCCUCCCUCUGGAAAGUUCUCUUGCCCGCCCCUCACGAUCACACGCCCCGGAGUUCCAGCGCUGUUGGUUCAGCAGACGCUCGGCGCAGCCAAACCGCCUCUCGACCGAAUCUCCGCCGCUCACCCUGCCCGGACUCCAACAUGACUGCGGGAGAAGAGAAGACCGAGCAGCAGAUCCCCAUCGAGGGCGAGGAUAUCACCCCCAAGAAAGAUGGAGGAGUUCUGAAGCUAGUGAAAAGGGAGGGCAAAGGGGAUGGUACCCCAAUGACGGGAGAUAAGGUAUAUGUCCACUAUACAGGUGUACUCUUGGAUGGAACUAAGUUUGAUUCCAGUAGAGACCGGGAUGAAUAUUUCACAUUUGAUCUUGGAAAAGGUGAAGUUAUUAAAGCAUGGGAUAUUGCUGUGGCCACCAUGAAGAUUGGUGAAGUCUGUCAAAUCAUCUGCAAACCAGAAUAUGCCUAUGGCUCUGCAGGCAGCCCACCAAAAAUUCAACCAAAUGCCACUCUUGUAUUUGAGAUUGAACUUUUUGAAAUCAAAGCAGAAGAUUUAACAGAGGAUGAAGAUGGCGGAAUCACUCGGCAAAUCAGAAAGAAGGGAGAAAGUUAUUCUAAACCAAAUGAAGGAGCCUCGGUUGAGGUCCAUUUGGAAGGCAAAUAUCAGGGUACUGUCUUUGACAGUCGUGAUGUAUCAUUUAUUAUUGGAGAAGGUGAAGAAGUUGAUAUUCCUGCAGGGAUUGAGAAGGCAUUGCUGGAAAUGGAAAAAGGAGAAGAAGCGAUUAUAUCAUUAAAGCCAAAGUAUGGAUUUGGAGAAGCAGGGAAACCAAAAUUUCACAUUCCAUCAAAUGCAUGCUUAGUAUAUGAAGUUGUGUUGAAGAACUUUGAAAAGGCAAAGGAAUCUUGGGAAAUGAACAUAGAUGAGAAGCUGGAGCAGGCUGCCAUUGUCAAGGAAAAGGGAACUGCAAAUUUCAAGUGUGGCAAGUACAAGCAGGCUACCAUACAUUACAAGAAAAUUGUAUCUUGGUUGGAACACGAAACUGGACUGUCUGAGGAAUUAUUAAAGCAAUCCAAUGCACUGAGGCUAGCAGCACAUCUUAACCUUGCUAUGUGCUACAUCAAAAUGGAUGAGAGUUUACAAGCUGUAGAGAAUUGUGAAAAGGCAUUACAGCUAGAUGCAAACAAUGAAAAGGCUCUUUUUAGAAUGGGCGAGGCAAGACUUGCUAUGAAUGAUUACGAACUGGCAAAAGCAAACUUCCAGAAGAUUGUGCAACUCUACCCCAACAAAGCAGCCAAAAUGCAAAUUGGAAUCUGUCAGAAGAAAAUAAAAGAACAGUUGGAUCGAGAGAAAAAGAUCUAUGCUAAAAUGUUCCCAAAAUUUACAAGUACUGAUGCUAAGGAAGUUCCCAAAACAAAAUCUGAAAAGGAUGCUGCAGUGGAGGAAGAGAAUAAGGAGAACCUAGAUGAAGGAGGCAAAGGAGAACCCAUGGAGACAGACACCAACCACAAGUCCCAAGAAUUGGAUGCUUCGGCAUGAGUAUGAUGUGGAGUUUGAAGCUGCAUUACUUCUUUGAUUGUUUUAAGGCUUGAAAUAGUACAGUAUCCUGUGUGUAUAAUAUAUGCACCAGUAAAGAAUUUAGCUUACCUACUUACCUGAGUCACACAAGGUAUUUAAAAACAAAAUGACAGCACGUGCUGGCAUUGAAUAAGAUUAAAUUGGCUCAGUCGUCUUUUCAAUGGCCUAACUUUGGCGCACUGUUAUAUCAUAGACGCUGAAUGAGAGAAGUCUACUCAGGAGCAUUUAAGAAAUGGAAAUUAGAAUAAGUAAUUGGUAACUGUGUGUAAAUUGUUUAACUUGAAAAUAAAUUGAUUCUUUAUUUGCAAGAUAUCCUGCAUUCACCCAAUGAUGUCUUGUCUACUGCAGUAAGUUUAUUCUGCUUAUACAGUGAACCCCAAAAAAUAACAUUGUAACAUGUUCUUGCAACUUGAAUAAUGUUUUUGGUGCUGUUAUUGUUGUGUUACUGAGGUGCACUUGAUUAUUUUAAGGUGACAAAUCUUGUUUUUCUGUCUGUAGCUUACACAUUUUCUAUCAUCGGGUAAUGCAGCUUUUUUUAUACAGUUACUGUAUUCCACAGAAUGACACCAUUAUUGUUAAAUAUUGAUAGUUACUCAUUGUUCCUCUUAAAAGUAAGUUGUGGAGGAGAAGGCCAUCAAUUAUUACAAUUGUUGCAGUCCAGUUGGUCUAUGUUCUGUUUUGCACAACUCAAGCCUUUUACUUCUGAAUUUCAUCUCAUCUUAUCAGUGUCUCUUCCUGUCCAUUUCUUCCUUAUAGAUCUAUUUGGUAAAAUGCAGUCACAACUUACAUGAUGACAGAUUCAGCAUUCUAUUUAACAUUAAUAAAAAGGUUUUUCUUCAAUUUCUUAGUGAGCUUAUUCAUGGGUAUCUUCUGUAUUCUAGAUUUUCCCAUAUAGAUGCAUUUUUUUCCAUGUAAACCCUUCUUGAAAAGUCAUAAUUUUAAAGACUUUAUUAGGAUACCCAUCGAUUUACUGAUUAAGAAUAAAAUUAUCAUUCUAUUUCUUUCCUUUAAUUCCAGAAGUCCUUUAAUUCUGGUAUCAUUUACACACCUUUGCAGUACUUCUAUAUCAGUAUCCUUUUUGAGGAAGAAUAGUGCAUGUCUUCUCUUUUCAAAUGUUAAUAUUUAAUGAAAAAGAUUACCACAUGUGUUUCAGAAUGAUCCAAAAGAAUUUCCUUUAGUAGUUUUUCAUUUAAACAUCAUUACCUCUGAAAUCUGAACAUCCUUCUCAUCGUUGAUUGCUGAGUGCCCUCACAAUUGACUAAACACUUGCUUAAUAGGCUCCAACUAUGGGUUCUUCAGAUAACAUCUUGAGUGUCACUGAUAAGUCAAGAUCUAAAUGAUUUCUGAUUUUUAUGAUGGAUCCUGAUUUGUGUUUUUGUCUUCUCUUGGUCCUUGUGAGUUAACAAUGUAAACUGUUACCCUACAUUUUAAGAUGCACUAUCUCCACGACAGCCUCAAGAUUUUCAUUGCUGUACAUAGUCUUAUUCUGUUAAGGAAAUAUGGGAUUAAAUGUUGUGUGAUAAGUUGAUAUGGAAA
Molecule: messenger RNA, 3136 nt
Organism: Hypanus sabinus (Atlantic stingray)
Lineage: Eukaryota; Metazoa; Chordata; Chondrichthyes; Myliobatiformes; Dasyatidae
Gene: fkbp4
Product: FKBP prolyl isomerase 4
Exons: 10
Coding region: 173-1561 (462 amino acids)
Molecular function (GO): protein binding; peptidyl-prolyl cis-trans isomerase activity
Source: RefSeq, a predicted model, not a curated record